Coregonus sp. 'balchen' is the source of this 678-nucleotide messenger RNA. NCBI's taxonomy places the organism in Eukaryota, Metazoa, Chordata, Actinopteri, Salmoniformes, Salmonidae. The record is from the annotation of a GenBank genome assembly.
AUGGAGCCUCAAGAUCUAACCAAAGUGGUGCUGCUGGCUUGUGGGUCUUUCAACCCCAUAACCAAUAUGCACCUGCGUAUGUUUGAACUGGCACGGGAUUUCCUGGAGGAUACAGGUAUGUCUAUUGAUAAUCUGUCGUCUGUAACAGAUUAUGAAUUUGUAAAUCAUCACUUUAUUGUAUUUUGUGAGUUUAGGACCUAAUUCCUUAGACAUUUGCAUUGCUUCCCAAUUAUGAGAAGUAGGCCUAGACCUAGUCAAAUAAGAGUGGUAGUAUUUUGUAUUUAACUGAAUUUGUUUUGUCAUCAUGUGCUCUACUGUAGGCCCUAUGUAGCUCAGUUGGUAGAGCAUGGCGUUUGCAAUGCCAGGGUUGUGGGUUCGUUUCCCGCGGGGGGCCAGUAUGAAAAUAUAUGCACUCACUAACUGUAAAAAUGACUAAAAUCUAAAAAUCUACAAAAUUAGCUGGCCCAACUCCUCUUUCUUUAUGUCUCAGGACAGUACAUAGUUGUGAGGGGCAUCAUCUCUGCAGUGGGUGACGGCUAUAAGAAGAAGGGUCUGAUUGAGGCCUGUCACCGUGUAGAUAUGGCCAGGCUGGCCACAGACACCUCUGACUGGAUCAAGGUAGACGCAUGGGAGAGCCAGCAGCCUGACUGGGUGGAGACAGCUAAAGUGAUGCGGUGA